Molecule: messenger RNA, 1502 nt
Organism: Chara braunii
Lineage: Eukaryota; Viridiplantae; Streptophyta; Charophyceae; Charales; Characeae
Source: the annotation of a GenBank genome assembly
GAGUUCAACGAAACGACAGUUCAUCAGCAGACCAGCGGCGGGGGCACAACAACUGCUGCAUGUGAAGAGGUGUUCGCGACAAUUCAUAUGGAAACUGAGCAGAUGCUUGCUGACGUGGAUGACAACGAUAGCGGUGCACGAGGUAACAGCGUUGAGAUAGAGAAGGUGGGUGGAGAGAGAAACGAGGAAGAUGUUGGCAGUGAGGGUCCUCACAGUGGAUGCAUUGUCACAAAUGCAAAUGUGAGAAAGACAAUGGCAGGAGAUAGAUACCCGUACUAUGUGAAUUGGGUGCCAGGUCGUGUUCAGGCAGGUAUCGUUGGAGGUGUGCAUUGCUUUGCUUUCAAGGUUGUUGAUCAGUGGGUUGCUGUUCCUGCCCCAAAGAAAGAGACAUGGCGUAACGUAUGUCUGUCAUUUAUCUAUGAGAGAGUGUUGAGGCUGAAUGAUGGGGCACCGACUGACGAUGCAAGUGGAUACUCAUUGGAGAUGUACUGUGUUCUACAGGCAAAGGGUGAGUUGCGGCUAAACGAUUUCCUAUAUGACAACUUUGACUGCGGACAGCAGUGGGUGUUGGGUGGCCAGCAACGCAAGGGGGGGAUGCCAGUCAGCCAGGACGACGCAAGAAGGGAUCCUCGGUGGGGUUGGAUGCCAUCAGCAAUCCCAUUUGAAUACGGCCGUGUUAAGAUGCAAGUGCGUGAUAUGAUGGGCAAUGUGUGGAGCAUGCAUUACGUGAACGACAUGUUUUCCUUCCGUCAUUUGGACAGAGAAGCGACUGCAGACGAAAAGGAGGCGGUGACAUGCCGGCCGCGCGAUGCACUCAUCUUCGACCCGCCAGUUGGCAAUCCUGUCGAGUUAGCCCUGGCUGAAGGAACGGUGUUUGGUUGUGAGAAGAGCAUCACAUAUGUCCACGUAAGGGGGAAAGAAGCCACAUUUGAUGGCAUCUGUAUGGACGUAUGGGACCAUGUGGCAAUGCGAAAGGAUGUGGUUGCAGCCAGUAACAUUGCGGCCCAUGUGAUUCAAGAAGGGCAGUUGUACCAUCAUGUGGGUCGUGACAUGUAUGGGUACCAUGUGAAUUGGGCGAGGACAACUCUUAAAGAGGUGAUGCAAUACGCGGAGGAGGGCAUCCACGAUGACGACGGGGAGCUCCGACUACUCACGGAGAGAGUGUCGAGUUACUUCGAUGUCAGAGUGAACAUUCGUGCAAGCAUCACUGCGAACGGAGAGGAGUCACUCAGAGCACGGAUGCUAUUGGCACGGUUCAUUGAGGCGCAUGAUUUGCGUGUAGACAACACUGCUGAUAGCAGUGCAUACAGUUUGAGAAAAGUGGUUGGUUGGAUGUGCACAGAAGGGAUGUCCGAUGAAGGCGACGUGGAUAUGACAAAGCAGCAGAAGGGUGGAAUAUACAUGCCAGCCGAUUUCAAACAGAUGUUGAUGACACAGACGAAGAAAUGGGGAAUGCUUGUUUAAGGUUCUAAGGACGAGAUGAAGAGCGGUGCAACAGAAAU